AUGAAGGGGAGGCGCCUCGACUGGGCCAUUACUGCGGCCAGCUGUCAAGCGUUUCUCCUUCUUGGAUACGACCAGGGUGUAAUGUCCGGGAUAAUUGGAGCAAAUAAUCAAUUCGGACAUGACUUCAAUAGCCCGGAUUCAUCGCUCCAGGGCACAAUUGUCUCCCUUUACGACAUUGGUUGCGCUCUGGGGUCUCUACUCUGCGUCGCUUUUGGGGAGCGAUUUGGUCGGAAAAGAGUAAUUUUUGCUGGAGGUUCAACCAUGAUCAUAGGUACGAUAAUUCUGGCAUCUUCGCAAUCCCUCGCCCAACUGCUAGUGGGUAGAAUUGUCACUGGUAUUGGCAAUGGCUUCAACAGUUCCACAGUACCAAUCUACCAGUCGGAGAUGGCGCGAGGUACUAAUCGGGGUAUGCUUUUGAGCAUGCAAGCAGUUGUCACUAUUGUUGGUGUCUGUAUAGCUUACUGGCUAGACUAUGGAAUGAGUUUCGUUAACGGUCCCUCUCAAUGGCGUUUUCCGAUGGCAUUCCAGGGCGUUUUUGCUACCUUGCUGGUCCUUCAGAUUUUACCGUUGCCGGAGACACCCCGAUAUCUGAUGGAGAACAAUAAAAACUUGGAGGCAGCCGAGGUCCUUGCAAGGCUACAGGGAGGUGAUGCUACUGUGGAUCAUCCAGAUGUCAUCUUCCAGUGUCAGCAGAUUGAGGCGUCCAUCGAGAUUGAGAGUUUGGGAGGACCCUUCCGUUAUUCCGAGCUUCUCCAGGGAGGCAAGCUCCAGAAUCUCCGGCGAAUUAUUCUUUGCUGCGCUGUCAAUCUCAUGCAGCAAUUCACCGGAGCUAACAUGAUUAAUUAUUAUGCUCCGGUGAUUUAUCAGAAUGCAAUGCAUCUCUCUCGAAAUACCUCCUUAAUUCUAGGUGGCUGUACCUCUCUCACUUACCUCGCUGCUUCCUUUAUCCCGCUCUGGACAGUAGAUCGCUAUGGCCGGCGGUUCCUUCUCAUGGUAUCGGCCGCUGGCCUCUGCUUAUGUUUCUCUUUGUGCUCUAUCCUUCUUUCGGUUGGAACCAAACCAGCAGCUAUUGGUGCUACGGCCAUGGUGUUUGUCUUCCAGAUUUUCCUCGGUAUUGGGUGGUUACCAAUUCCUUGGUUCUACCCUGCGGAGAUCUCGACCACACGAAUUCGCUCUCGAGGCCAAGCCCUUGGCUCUUUCAUCAAUUGGAUGUGUGUCUUCACUGUGGUUCAAAUCACACCUAUCGCAAUCGGCAACAUCUCCUGGCGUACAUUCAUCAUAUUCGCUGUCUUAAACGCUUGCUGGGUUCCCAUUGUUUACUGCUUCUUCCCGGAAACUAACCAGCUUGAGCUCGAGGAUGUUGAUCAUCUGUUCGAGAAGGGUGGCAUUACAGGAGGAGUGUUCAAGAGUCGAGGAAAGACAGUCGAGAGAAAUUAUCACACAACGCACCCGAACUUACAUGGUAUUGAAAAAGAUAUCGUCAGAGAGGAACAAUUAGAGUAA
Molecule: messenger RNA, 1503 nt
Organism: Amorphotheca resinae ATCC 22711
Lineage: Eukaryota; Fungi; Ascomycota; Leotiomycetes; Helotiales; Amorphothecaceae
Exons: 9
Coding region: 1-1503 (500 amino acids)
Biological process (GO): carbohydrate transport; transmembrane transport
Cellular component (GO): membrane
Molecular function (GO): carbohydrate:proton symporter activity
Source: RefSeq, a predicted model, not a curated record